Molecule: messenger RNA, 3930 nt
Organism: Phyllotreta striolata
Lineage: Eukaryota; Metazoa; Arthropoda; Insecta; Coleoptera; Chrysomelidae
Source: the annotation of a GenBank genome assembly
AUGUUAAAAGUGCUAUUGUUGGUUGUUCUUCAUAUUACCCUUUUGCAUAAGAAUGGCGUUGCUCAAACGACUACUGAGGGAGUUUUUCAUGAUGAAUAUGAUUAUAUUUCGACUACAACAACAGAAGAUGGGGUAAAUGUUACUAUAAGUAGCGAAACUAGUGAUGAUAUUGAUAAUGUUGACAACGAAAUCAAAAGUAAUGACCUGAAAAAUGCCUAUGUAAGUACUACUAGGCACAGUUUUCCAUCUUCUACUUCUACAGAUGAAUUUUCAACUAUUUCUACAACAGUUGGUAAUGUCUGUGCCGCUCCGAAUUUACGUUAUUCAAACCUUCGUGUGUUCUGGGAAUUCGAAACCGAAUCGUGCGGCGAGAUUGCUUAUGUACAAUUUGCUUGCAAUAAAUUGUACAAUAACCAAGAGGAUAUCAAAAAGUUUGAGUUUAAUGUAACGAAUUUUUGGGAUAUAAAUAAACCCAAUGAGGAUCUACCAACAGGAAUUCGAUACAAUUGUGAUGUUUAUGCAACAGAUGAAUAUAAUGUUCGAGUUUCCGAGUCUACUUCUAUAAUUAUUCCACCUGGUUCUUUAGAAAUCCGAGUCACUGUCAACCCCACAAACAUUUCCUGGACUGCACCAUUCGAAAAUCAAACUUUAACAUACAACGUUACAUUGGAACCCUUUAGUACAAACCGAAACGUACCGCCCGGUUGUGAAGAAUCGAAUGAAAACCGCGAUACCUUCAGUUACAUUACACCCGACACGUUCUACACUUUCAAUGAAUCUUCAAUCGAUUAUGUCGCCAGCAUUUCCACAAAGUUUUGGAACACAAUCAUCGAGAACGAAGAAACUGCGUUCAUUAACGCAACUGCAGCGCCGAGUGAGCCCAGGAACGUGUCUGUUCGGGAAUACUUCGACGAAAACAAUGAGAAACAGUACGAAUUAAGAUGGGAAACUCCUUGCCAAUCGAACGACGAAAUCAAACUAUAUCAACUCCUCAUCACCGAUUCAGACGAAACAACAAUCGAAAACAAAACCGUCGAAAACGACAAAAAUAACGCUGUUAAUCUCACCAAACUCGCGCCUAAUGCGAAUUACAGUUUACAAUUAUUUGCUCUAGGCGCCGCAGGCGAAGGUGGUAAGAGUGCGAUUUACCAAUUUUACACUACUGAGAUUACGCCUUCUCCUACUAUCAGCAUAACAGAUACAGGCUCGACUUAUUUUACUAUCGAAUGGAGUAUAAACGAGAGCCUGAUCCCUUACAAUUACUCUGUAGAGAUUAAAAAUUUAGGCGCUAAUUACAGCAGGAACAGCCACUGUCCUGAGUACCCCGAUCCUGAGCUGUACUACACAAACAAAACUAGUUACAAUUUUACCAAUGCCAGGCCUUUUUAUAAUUACAACGUAACCGUAACAGUUGCGCCUGAUAAAAUUUCAAAAAAAGAGGAGUUUGUAAUAAUUACAACGACUUCUUCAGAACCAGACGUGGUCACUAAUUUAACAUUUCGAGUGAACAACGAGACUCUACAGGGCGAAUUACAGUGGAAACUACCGUGCGACGUGAACGGAUUAAUAUCGAAUUUCGAGAUUAUAAUGUCGGAAAAAUACACUGAGGACGAGCUGGAAACAAGCGAAACGUUUAUUAUACCGAAAACCGAUUUUAGCAGGACGUGGAAUUUGAAACCCUCGCAUAUUUACAACAUAUACAUUGCCAUUACGCUGGAAGAUGGCCUGCAAGGGGACAACGCCACUGUAUUGAACUAUAAAACAGAGAGUGGUUUGCCAGGAUUGCCGGUUUUGUCAGUGAGCAACGUAACAAACACAUCUUUCCAAAUCAACUGGUCUCGACCUGAAGAGAAAACCGGCCCGAUCGAGUACUACGAGUUACUGCUCGUACCUCGUCCCAACUAUGCAAUUCCUCCGGACUGUCCCAUUCGAAACGAAUCGUUAUUUUUAGUAUUCAAUAAAACCAGCUCGAUUUACGCCAAUUAUUCGGCUCCUCCAGACCAUGCCUAUGCAGUUUCUCUCCGAGCCAACACCACCAAAGGAUUCGGCAAUUAUUCGAUCAUCACGUUUGUUACUGAUAUCGGAGAGCCGGAAAAAGUACGACAUGUAAAUACAGACAUUUCUAACGACGUUUCAAGUGCUAGUAACGUUCCUAAUGUGUUGUUUUCGUUCGAUGCGCCUUGUAAUUCGUUCGGAACCAUCAUGGUUUACACUCUUAAAUAUGUGGGUUAUCGGUACCCAUACGAAAAUGUAACCGGGACCUAUCAGAUCCCUCCUCGAGGAUCAAAAAUUACUUUCGAUUUGAAACCGGAGUUUGUUUACGAAUACCAAAUCGAAGCGAUCAAUAAUAAAUUUCGCAGCGUUUACCGAAAUCGGUUCGAAGCUCCAGCAGGAGCUCCAAAAACCAACGUAAACGCCAGCAUUUCGGUUGGAGAUGUAACUACUGAAAGUGCUCGAAUCGUGUUGAAGAAGGAAUAUUUCGAUUUUUACAAUGGCGAUGUAAAAUAUGUCGCUCUACUUCUUAGUGAGAUCGUUUUGAAUAAUGACACUCAUAAAUGGAAUUUCGAGAAAUGGCCAGAUUUGGAGGAAGGAACUCAACAGUUGACUAAUUGCUUCUGGAAUCCUUUUGAAUCUUCUAAUGAGACUGUUUUUACUAUUGGAAAGGGAUCUAAUUGUACAUCGCCCUGUAUAUGUAAAAACAGCGUACUUAAAGAUGAUACACGGUACAUUUUGACAAUACAAGCCUUUAAUUCGGAUUAUUAUGGCAACAUAAAAUCGAUUGCGUUUAUUACAGAUAAAAUUAGUCAUCUGGCUGUAAUUCUUGGAGUGAUUUUUGGGAUAUUGUUCUUCUUUAUUUUGGCUCUCGCCGGGUUUUUCGUGUGGAAAAAAAAGCUUUACAAAAAAAUUACCUACAUAUCCCCAAGGAAAUCUUCAAGCAAAUCCAUCGAGUUCAGUUCGACAGCCGUCCCGCCGAAGAAAUUUAUUCAGUAUUUCAGGAAUACCGAAAACAGACCGGAUGUAUUGAAGAACCAAUUCGCCGAAAUAACGGAGAAAUCUAAGGAAGUGCAAGCUCAGAAAACUUGCCAUUUCGCGGGAUUAUUGGAGAACAAAAGGAAAAACAGAUAUUCCAAUAUUUCCCCUUAUGAUGAUACGAGAGUCAAAUUGCUCAUAGAUGAAGAUGACGAGAUAGGCUCGGACUACAUAAAUGCUUCAUACAUUAAGGGAUAUUCCGGAACACCUGAAUACAUAGCGACUCAAGGUCCAUUAUCUACCACUUGCAGAGAUUUCUGGAAAAUGGUUAUCCAAGAGAACGUCUCUAUAAUUGUUAUGGUAGCACAAUUCGUUGAAAAUAACAAGGAUAAAUGCUACAAAUACUUUCCAAAAAACCACGAGAAUUUGAUAGUAAGCGACGAUAUGGAGAUACGAUGUUCAACCGAACUACACUUCGGGACCUACCUCGUAAGGAAUCUACAAAUCAGAAAAGAUUGUCAGCAAGUGGCCGUUACGCACAUGCAAUUCCUGGAAUGGCCGGAUUUCAACGUACCAACAGGAACCGAACAUAUGCUUCAAUUCAUUUACAAGAUGCGAGAAAGACUGAAACUCGAAAGCGGUUUGGUCAUUGUACAUUGUAGUGCCGGAGUAGGAAGAACUGGUACUCUAAUUGCUGCGGAUAUGUUACUUCAAAACGCGGAUGCAGGAAAGCAAUUAGACGUGUUCGAUACAGUGAUGGGUCUCAGGCAGCAAAGGACAUGCAUGGUCCAAACGCUGGAACAAUACAUCUACUUGCAUCGACUGAUUGCAGACCACAUUGACAGGCCACUAACUCCUGAUUUGAACGAGACGAACGAUCCAGUAUACGAGAAUAUGGAUAUUUUGAAAAAUAAUCCGGACUCUCCGUUAAAAGCAAAAGAACAAGAGAGCAAAUUUUGA